AUGACCACCACCACCACCUCCGCCACCUCUGGACCAUGGCAUGACGCCGGCGACGGCUUCUUUGGCCCCAUGUCGCCCGACAGCUGGCCCGACGGCGACAACGACUUCCAGACCGUCCUCUCCUCGCUCGCUGGCAGCGACCGUGCCUACUCCAAGUCGCCCAACAGCUCCUUGAACUCCGGCUACUCCCCGCCGCCCCAGCAGCUUACCGGCCUGCCCCUCCCCAUCACCCCGCUGGUCCAGGCCCAGCCCUACGGCAUCGUCUCCAAUGUCCAUCUCCAGACCAGUUUCCAGCCCAUCUCCCCGGACGUGCCCGACAGCGCCUCCAACUCGCCCGCCUCCGUGCCGGUCCACACCCCGCCCGAGAUGAAUGCGUCCAUCGACCAGAUGUUGGAGAUGAACCCCGCCCUGUGGAGCCAGAGCAGCCCGAGCAUCGACCAAAGCUGGGAGAUGGUGCCCAGGCAGUCUUCCAUCACCUCGCUGGACAGUCCAACCGCCCCUUCGCACGGCUCCUAUGAUCGCGUCACCGACCUUUUCCCCAUGAUGCCGGGCGAGCCCCAGAUGUCCGUCCAGCAACAGCACGAUGCCGCCUUCGUUGCCCAGCCCUUCCAGUACCCCAUCCAGCACGGUAGCAGCAUCCUGUCCAUGUCGCCAUGUCCCCGCGUUGACCAUUGCGCAGCCGCCCCGCCGGAUUUCUCGCCCUCUCCUACCGCUCGAACUGGCAUGCACACCAUGGCGAAUGCCCAGCCUGCGGCCGACCUCGCAAGGUUCCCGCCAGCCUCCCAGUUCGACCUCGACAUGGCCAAGCCCUUUUCUCACAUGCAGCGUCAGCCACAGCAGCCACAGCAGCAGCCCUGGAGCAGCGAAUCUCUGCGGAACAUGAUGAACAUGGAGGCGGCGCCCGAUGCCCUUGUCUUUGGGCCUGGCUACUACCUGGCCGGACAUCCUCCGCAGAUGCAGCCUGUCACCGAGGAGCAGCUCCGACGGAGCCUCUCUGCGUCGACCUCUCAUUCUCUUUCUCCUGAGACGUCUCCUACUGCCCUCCCGGCCACUUCGCUAGACAUGUCCGUGGCAUUUUCCACCGGCCAGGAGGUAUCCUUCCCCAUCCAAGGCAGCGCUGCCCACGGUUACGUCAGCAACGACAUGAUAUCUCAACAGCCCCUUUUCGUCGAUACGUCUCCUCUUCAAGCGUUCUCAACGGCCGACCAAUACCCAUUUCCCAACUAUGUUGCUGAUGCAAGUCUCAUUUCUCCGACCGCGGAGUCGCACCCGCGCUCCUCGAUCAGCUCUGUGAACCUGUCUAUGGAACACAUGGCCGAAGCUCUCGUGCCUGCGAACCAAGGCUCAGGCUUUGUCAACCCAUUCGGCGGUGAGAGCCCGCCAAUGAUCUCAUCCGCCCAGCAUGUUCCGCAGGCGUCAGAGAGUCCUACCGCAACUGGAUCCGUGGAUUUGUCUCUACAAUCGAGCGCGGCGCAGAGGUCCGGCGGCCGGCAACUCGGUUCACACCUGGAUCCCGACAAGAGAAAAGACGCGAAUACGAUGCGUGAAGUCGGCGCGUGUUGGUCCUGCGCGCUUCAGAGGGACAAGUGUGGACCGGGCGACCCCUGCCACCGGUGCGAGAAGCGUAAACACAAGGCCAAUGGCCCUCAUCCGCAACUCGCAUGUGAUCGUACUCCGCUCUGGGAUCUGCUGGAGUUUUUCCUUCCCUCUCAAUUGACUGAUCUACACAAGCCAAAGACGCUUGAAGACUUUGUGGGGAAGCACACCACGGGUUGGACUAACAUGCGCAUCAAACUCAAGUUGAUCCCCGGGCGUGGUCUUCCGGCCAUGGUUUGCGAAGCUUACGAGUUCAUUCCUCAAACCAACGAGUCAGCACGGCAAUUCCAAUAUUUCAAGGAUCACAAGACCGGGUUGUCUCAACGACGCGAAAAGCCUUCACCGCCGCUGGGGAUGAUGCAGAUCGAGCAGGAAGACAUCAAGCGUUACUCGAAGUAUCUUGAUGAAAUUGUCGAACAUCAUUUCCGCGCCUUUGCCCAGAUGUAUUGCUCGGAUGACGAGUAUGACUUCCAGCUCCGACUUCUGGAAUUCAUCCGCGAUCUCAAGCCUGAGUCCAAAGAUGAGAAGUUGCUCCUUCAUGAGGUCCGUCGCCUCAUCGUUGUCACUUACAUAAUGGGCCACACGCUUGUCCUCGAGGAAGCAAACCGCGCUCAAGUUCUCCCCCGCCUUCGAUUUGAUCGUCGCUCGGCGUCCGACUAUGGGUCGUUCUGUUCUCCCCGGGUGGUCAACCGGCAGCUCAAAUAUCUCUUCUGCGGACUGCACAAGACUACCAUGCACGAGGUUUACAAACGGCUACAGCAAAUGCUCAAGAAAUCGACGCAGUGGCCGCCUGCAAAAUGGACUGCUGCCUUCUGUGCCAUGCUUGGCCUUGCAAUGGUGCACGAGGAUACCCAGAAGACCAUCCAGCUCGUCAUGGACCACAAGACGGUCUCCGAGGGUAUGGACGAAAGGCAUGCUCGGGAAGGCGCUCGGCGAGCGUGUGAGGCUAUUGAUGUCAAGUUCUCGUUUGUCAUGGCGCUCUUCAUGCGUCGUAGCAGCAAGAGCGAAAACCCAAUUGUGCAUCGCGAUGGAGCGUACUGGGCUGGCAAACUGGAGCGCAACUGCGCCAUGUUCGCCGAGAAUGUUAGGAAGCUUGUGAGCAACAACUACGUCUACCUUCACCAACAAAAGCAAAUACCUUCGGAUUCGCAGGGCAACUUCACUUCGCGUCUGGUCGGACGUUUCAUUACGGCGCUAUAUGACCAGAGCUAA
This is a messenger RNA of Diplodia corticola, 2808 nucleotides long. RefSeq names its product fungal zn binuclear cluster domain containing protein. The record is from RefSeq and is a predicted model, not a curated record. Lineage: Eukaryota; Fungi; Ascomycota; Dothideomycetes; Botryosphaeriales; Botryosphaeriaceae. The coding region runs from base 1 to 2808 and encodes 935 amino acids. The transcript is spliced from 5 exons.